Molecule: messenger RNA, 1620 nt
Organism: Rangifer tarandus platyrhynchus (Svalbard reindeer)
Lineage: Eukaryota; Metazoa; Chordata; Mammalia; Artiodactyla; Cervidae
Source: the annotation of a GenBank genome assembly
AUGGAAAUAAUAUUUGGCAGAAAUAAGAAGGAGCAACUGGAGCCUGUGAGGGCCCGAGUAACAGGCAAGAUUCCAGCCUGGCUGCAGGGAACCCUGCUCCGCAAUGGGCCUGGGAUGCACACGGUGGGUGAGACCAGAUACAACCACUGGUUCGAUGGCCUGGCCUUGCUCCACAGCUUCACAAUCAGAAACGGCGAAGUCUACUACAGGAGCAAAUACCUGAGAAGUGAUACCUACACUGCCAAUAUCGAAGCAAACAGGAUUGUGGUGUCAGAAUUUGGAACAAUGGCCUAUCCAGACCCCUGCAAAAACAUAUUUUCCAAAGCUUUCUCCUACCUGUCCCACACCAUCCCCGAUUUCACAGACAACUGUCUGAUCAACAUCAUGAGGUGUGGAGAAGACUUCUACGCGACCACAGAGACCAAUUACAUCAGGAAAAUCAACCCCCAGACCCUGGAAACCCUGGAGAAGGUUGAUUAUCGUAAAUACAUGGCUGUAAAUCUGGCAACAUCACAUCCUCACUACGACGCUGCUGGAAACGUUCUCAAUGUUGGCACAUCCAUCGUGGACAAGGGGAAGACAAAAUAUGUGAUCUUUAAGAUCCCUGCCACACUCCCAGGGGGCAGGAAGGAGGGCCGGAGCCCCCUGAAGCACACGGAGGUCUUCUGCUCCAUCGCUGCCCGCUCCCUCCUCUCCCCGAGCUAUUACCACAGCUUCGGAGUCACUGAGAACUACAUCAUUUUCCUUGAGCAGCCUUUCAAGUUGGACAUCCUCAAGAUGGCCACGGCCUACAUUCGGGGCGUGAGCUGGGCUUCCUGCCUGGCCUUCCACGGGGAGGACAAGACUCACAUUCACAUCGUCGACCGAAGGACGCGGAAGCCUGUGCUGACCAAGUAUUACACGGACCCCAUGGUGGUGUUUCACCACGUCAACGCCUACGAAGAGGACGGCUGCCUCCUGUUCGACGUCAUCGCCUAUGAGGACGGCAGCCUCUACCAGCUCUUCUACUUGGCCAACCUGAACAAGGACUUCGAGGAGAACUCCAGGCUCACCUCCGUGCCCACCCUCAAGAGGUUCGCGCUGCCCCUCCAAGUGGACAAGAAUGCAGAAGUGGGCUCCAAUUUAAUCAAACUGUCGUCUACAACAGCGCGAGCCCUAAAGGAAAAAGAUGACCAAGUCUACUGUCAGCCGGAGUUGCUCUCCGAAGGCUUAGAACUGCCUCGGAUCAAUUAUGCCCACAAUGGGAAGCCAUACCGCUAUGUCUUUGCUGCUGGAGUCCAGUGGAGCCCCAUCCCAACCAAGAUAAUAAAAUAUGACAUUCUCACGAAGUCCUCCGUGGAGUGGGGAGAGGCACACAGCUGGCCGGCGGAGCCCUUGUUCGUGCCCACGCCGGGGGCCAAGGACGAGGAUGACGGGAUUAUCUUAUCAGCCAUUGUCUCUACCGAUCCUCAGAAGUCGCCUUUUCUGCUGGUUCUCGAUGCCAGAACUUUUACGGAAUUGGCCCGUGCGUCCGUCGAUGUGGAGAUGCACCUGGAUAUCCACGGGCUGUUCAUCCCAGACGCAGGCUGGGACCUGGGGAAGCAGGCCCCUUCCCAGGAGGAGCCGGCCCCACAGACCUGA